Trypanosoma conorhini is the source of this 786-nucleotide messenger RNA. RefSeq lists its product as uncharacterized. The transcript has a single exon. The record is from RefSeq and is a predicted model, not a curated record. NCBI's taxonomy places the organism in Eukaryota, Euglenozoa, Kinetoplastea, Trypanosomatida, Trypanosomatidae. The coding region runs from base 1 to 786 and encodes 261 amino acids.
AUGCGGCAAGGGUUCUUCAAACAGCCUUUGACUUCAUUGACAGUUGUGGAGCCGUCAAUUCGUGGCAUCUCGUCGGCGCACAGUUCAUCUCUGGCUCAAUCUACCCCACGCUCCUUCAUCACGGGCGAACGCUAUUCACAGAGGCUCGAGACACAGCUGAUGCGCUUUGGGCGCCAGAUGAAGUUCAACUCCCCUCUCUGGAUCACAGAGAAGCAACGUAAAGAGGAGGGUUUGCAGUUGCGCUCGGUGAAUGAAAUACCUUUUUGCCCACCGUCCACGGAGAGAAUGGAAUCCAUUCCUAUUGUCGUGAAUGCCGCCUUUGUGGAGGAAACCGAUUUGUUCUUCUUCUUCAUGCGGCGGCCUCUCCCAGUACGCGGCGUCUCCAGUGGGCAGCACUGGAUAUACACUGAAGGCCAGUGGAGCGCAAUAUCUCCUUCAAAAUCCUCAUUUCCAUGGAUGGAAAAGCUUUUUGCGUGCGUCAACUGCAUGCUGCUUGAGACACGCCCACCCCAAGCCUCUUCACAACGUGACGUCACAGCGUCCCUCGGCUGCCAAGGAAGAGAAGUAAAGAGUCGCAUGCGUGAGUUGAUUCUUCCGCCUUCCACAGCAAGCGGGAGACAACCAGAGUUUUUUUGGAUUGACCACACGGCCGUUGUCUUGCAUGGUGUGGCCCUCUUCACCGAUGCAGCUUGGUUCCCGUUAAAUGCAAUCACUGUGGAUGCUUCCUGCAUGUACAAUAUGGAGCAGGUGGAACUGCAUCGUAAACAGCACAGACUGUUUUGGUGA